Solea solea (common sole) is the source of this 1288-nucleotide messenger RNA. Its product is annotated as transmembrane 4 L6 family member 1-like. The record is from RefSeq and is a predicted model, not a curated record. The transcript has 5 exons. Gene Ontology annotation, cellular component: membrane. The coding region runs from base 506 to 1153 and encodes 215 amino acids. Lineage: Eukaryota; Metazoa; Chordata; Actinopteri; Pleuronectiformes; Soleidae.
UCUGAGCCCCCUGGACUGGAGUUGACGCCUCUGCACUUCUGGUUGCAAAAACUCAACGUGGUGGCGGCCAAAUUCUGAUUGUGGAGGCUUCACAAUGGUGAGUUGAGAUUCCACUGUGUGAACUCAGCACUUGGUGCACCAUGCGACUUCACCAGCAGAUGUUGCUAAAUCCUCCACCUUUUUCACCCUGACCAGUUAUUUCAGCAUCAGGGAUGAGUGCAGUAACAUCUCAGGGACCACAUUAACUGACCUCCUUCUCCUGAACCUCUGUUCAUUCAUGUUUACCCGCUCGCUGUGUUGAACAGUUAUUUGUGAGCGUGCGGUUUGCUGCCAUGUGUUGCGUCUCUGCUGGUGGUGUAAAAAAAUUACCCCUCAUCGCAAUGAACUUUGCAUUUUGAGCUGUAAAUAAGUCGGUUCUCGGAACUGGUUCCACACGGGUGCACCAUCACUCGCACACACUGAUCAGCUGAAGUGUCUCUGAAAACAGGAAGGAUGUGAGUUGAAAAUGUGUGAAUGUGAGUUAAAAAAAAACCCCAAAAGGACCAAGUUACAGCUCUUACUUGGCCACUUGAGUCUUCUCUCCGACACCAUGCGUAGUGGAAAAUGUUCCCGCAUUAUUGCUGGUGUCCUGUACCCGCUGGUGAUCCUCUCCAUCAUCUGUAACGUUGUGUUGUUAUUUCCCGGCUGGGAUGUCAAGUACGCCAAAGAAGGACACCUCACCGACGAGGUGAAAUACAUGGGGGGAAUCGUUGGAGGUUUACUGGUGUUGAUUUCAGCACUGUUCAUCCACUUGACUGGAAAACAAGGGUGCUGUGGGAAUCGUUUCGGGAUGUUGUUCUCGGUCGUGAUCGCUGCAGUGGGCGCGGCCGGAGCCGUGUACUGUUUCAUUGUGGCUUUGCUCGGUCUGGGAAAUGGACCUCUCUGCAAAGUCCAUGGGACGUGGACAACACCGUUCAAAAACAGGAAAGACAACUACCUGACUGACUACAAGUCCUGGGAAACAUGCACUGAGCCCAAAAACGUUGUGCUGUUCAACAUCGGCCUGUUCGGCACUCUGGCCGCGGUCAACUGCCUGCAGGUGCUGCUCUGUGCCAUUCAGAUCAUCAACGGCCUGGUUGGCUGCCUGUGUGGAACCGGCACAGAGAAAGCGUAAAUUCAGUCAAGACGCCUCGGGUCAUUUGAGAGUUGAGCUGUGCUGCAGACCUGAGGCUAGGAUUCAUGUUCCUGGCUGCUUCUGCAUUAACUUAAAUUCAUGUUCAUUCAUGCGUUUAUCUCCUAUACCGCUUUA